This is a messenger RNA of Entamoeba dispar SAW760, 303 nucleotides long. RefSeq lists its product as uncharacterized. The record is from RefSeq and is a predicted model, not a curated record. Lineage: Eukaryota; Evosea; Mastigamoebida; Endamoebidae. Bases 1 to 303 code for a protein of 100 amino acids. The transcript has a single exon.
AUGCAACCUACAUUCUUUAAACCAGUUUAUAUUCCUUAUCACACUAAAUUUAAAUUAAUUGAACAAUCACAUAAUAAUUGUAUUUAUCAAAAUAUUUAUUCUUCUGAUUUUAUUCAUCCACUAAAAAUCCCAUGUAUAGAAGGAAUACAAUCUUCAUUAACAAUUGAUAAUUUUUAUUUAACACCACAAAAUUUAAGAAAAGCAAAUCUUAUUAAAAUUGAUAAUACACAACGAAACAAAAGAAUAUAUCAAUGGCUUAAUACACCAAAAACUGAAAUUUAUCCUAUUCCAUGUUAUUAUUAA